Salmo salar (Atlantic salmon) is the source of this 2170-nucleotide messenger RNA. It is a transcript of the gene tmem41aa, whose product is annotated as transmembrane protein 41aa. The record is from RefSeq and is a predicted model, not a curated record. NCBI's taxonomy places the organism in Eukaryota, Metazoa, Chordata, Actinopteri, Salmoniformes, Salmonidae.
AUUGUCGUCCCCCUUUCUGUCUCACCCGAUACUUGGUUCCUGUAUUGCGAAAUGCUUGUAGACUGGACAAGCUUCUUCUUUAACUAUGCGGUCAAUUGUGGGUUUAAUUGUUGUAAUUACCGCCGCUACUUUCUACCUGUACAUUCUGUCUUCUUACCUUCCGACCGGACCUCGACAACUCCGACCCAAAGCGACGGAGAACGAACAAACGUCUGACAGCGACACGAACCAGGACAGAGGCGAAUUCAAAGAACACAGGCUGAAGUUCCCCUCAGACCUGGUAGAGCUGAGGGAUCUGGCAGAGCUGCUACAGUACUACAAGACAGAACACACUGGAUACGUCCUGCUUCUCUUCUGUAGCGCCUAUCUCUACAAGCAGUCCUUCGCCAUUCCUGGCUCCUCCUUCCUGAACAUUCUAGCGGGUGCUCUGUUUGGGCCAUGGCAGGGUUUGGUGCUAGCCUGUGUUCUGACCACUGUGGGCUCCACCAUGUGUUACCUCCUCUCCCAGGCCUUUGGUAAGCGCUACAUCACAUCCCUGUUCCCUGGCCAGGUCUCCAUGCUGCAGAGAAAGGUGGAAGAGAACCAGUCCUGUCUGUUGUUCUUCCUCCUCUUCCUCAGGUUCUUCCCCAUGACCCCUAACUGGUUCCUCAACAUGUCCGCCCCCAUCGUCAACAUCCCUGUCACGUUCUUCUUCUUUUCCGUCUUCAUCGGCCUGAUCCCAUAUAACUUCAUCUGUGUCCAGACCGGCUCCAUGCUGUCUGAGGUGUCCUCUCUGGAUGACCUGUUCUCCUGGGGCAAAGUGCUACAGCUGCUGGGCAUAGCCUGUGUGGCUCUGCUUCCCGGGACCCUUAUCAAACACUACAGCCAGACACACCUCAAACUGGACGGCGUGGAGGAGAACAAUGGAGUCAACAAGAAGACUCAGUGAGGAGCGUGCAAAGGGUCUCCCAGUCCUGUGGAAAUAUCAACAAGUAGAGGAGGAAAUUGUAGGAUUUGGAGUACCUUUGUUGGUAAGACUCAGUGAGCGUUCUGGGUCGGCCUGUACAUAUUCCUGUCAGUGGGCUGGAUACAGGAGGAAACAUGAUCACAAAAAGGUUGCCGAACACAUGUAUUCCGUGUGAGAGAGAUGGGAACUGAGGGUUCGGUGACCUCACAGCAGAAGGGAGAUGUGGAAGUCUGUGUGUGUGUGUGUGUGUGUAUGUUAAGAGAUUGUAUGGACCGAGUCUACGUCUGUGAAAAGGUAUUUUUAAGCCUUUUAGUGCUUUUAUGGGUGAAGGGAGAAGAUAUAUUAAUUAAAAUCAUUGUGUUGAUGUUCUUGUUCGAUGAAGAUGCAUAUUUUUUGUUGUUGUUGGAUAGACUACAUUCUGUUGUUGUUGGUACUGAUACACACGUACCUUUUUAGAGAAGCGGCCUGUGUUUCUGUUUUAAACAGCAAGCUACCUCAAAGCAGAAAAGGAUGUCGUGGGAAGACAAUUGUAGGGAGGGAAAGGCGAGGGAAAGGUGAGAGGUGUAUGGGUUUUGGCAUGUGUGUUAUUACAUAGGGGAUUGAUUGUUUUUUUUUUUUUAAACAGAUUUUUCUGAAUCGUUACACCUGUAUUUUAUUGAAACAAUCUUUUUACUACUGCCUAUCAAUAAGGGCUGGAUUCAUCUGUAUCGCUGAAGUUCAGAGUUAGUGUGAUUGAAAUUUAAAGGCAAUGUUCCCGUGUUACAUUUUUACAUUUUAGUCAUUUAGCAGACGCUCUUAUCCAGAGCGACUUACAGUAGAGAAUGCAUACAUUUCAUUUCAUGCAUUUUUGUAAUUUUUUUUGUACUGGCCCCCAGUGGGAAUCGAACCCACAACCCUGGCGUUGCACACACCAUGCUCUACCAACUGAGCCACAGCAAAAAAUGCAUUCACGGUAAAUGCUGCAUAUGUCAGUUGGAAAUGACCUUUUAAAUUCAGAUUUUGCUCUAGAUAUUUAGAUCUGUAAAGCUUCAGUGAGUCCUAAUAGAAUUGUCACCUUGAUUGAAUGUUUGUUUAAAUACAAGGGUUUCCUUUUUUUAAUUGUCAACAAGUUAUCAAUUGUGAGAAAUGUGUAUUUAAAAAAAAAUCUUUUGUCACUUUCAAAAUGUAAAUGUUUUCUGUCUGGAUAUCUUAUUUGUCAAUAAAAAUAACAUGUAAACAACACAA